CUCUCUCUUUAUAUCUCUCUCACCUCCCUCACCCUCGCUCUCUCUCGGACUCAGAUUAUCUCCAUCCUCCUGCCGCUGAGAUGUCGACUCCAGACGCAGCAGGUACUCCAGGAGCUCCCGGGGAGGGCGAGGGGGGCCCCGCGGCUUCGGCCCCGAACCUGACGAGCAACAGACGACUGCAGCAGACGCAGGCGCAGGUGGACGAGGUGGUGGACAUCAUGCGUGUGAACGUGGACAAAGUCCUGGAGAGAGACCAGAAGCUGUCGGAGCUGGACGACCGGGCCGACGCCCUGCAGGCUGGAGCCUCGCAGUUCGAGAGCAGCGCUGCCAAACUCAAGAACAAGUACUGGUGGAAAAACUGCAAGAUGAUGAUCAUCAUGGCUGUAAUAGGUAUUAUAUGUGUCGGAGUCAUCUUCUUGUAUUUCUUCUACUGAGCUGCUCUUCAGGGACGGACACACAAGUCACAGGACGAGUCUGCGCCGACACCACCGAGCCAAAUCCAGCCUUUUCCUCAGCGCUCCUCCUGCUCUUCAUCCUCCUCUUCCUCACCGAUGCCUUCCCCAGAAAUCCU
Messenger RNA from Lates calcarifer (barramundi perch), 571 nucleotides. RefSeq names its product vesicle associated membrane protein 1a (gene vamp1a). Gene Ontology annotation, molecular function: SNAP receptor activity; syntaxin binding. Bases 81 to 434 code for a protein of 117 amino acids. Gene Ontology annotation, biological process: vesicle fusion; SNARE complex assembly; vesicle-mediated transport. Gene Ontology annotation, cellular component: SNARE complex; plasma membrane. The record is from RefSeq and is a predicted model, not a curated record. The transcript is spliced from 5 exons. NCBI's taxonomy places the organism in Eukaryota, Metazoa, Chordata, Actinopteri, Centropomidae.